GGUUGGUUCGGCGCGGGGGCCGUUGGCUCCAGACAAAUAAACAUGGAGUCCAUCUUCCAUGAAAAACAAGAAGGCUCACUUUGUGCUCAGCAUUGCUUGAAUAACCUGUUACAAGGAGAAUACUUCAGCCCUGUGGAAUUAUCUUCAAUUGCACACCAGCUGGAUGAGGAAGAGAGGAUGAGAAUGGCAGAAGGAGGGGUUACUAGUGAAGACUACCGCACGUUUCUGCAGCAGCCUUCUGGAAAUAUGGAUGACAGUGGCUUUUUCUCUAUUCAAGUUAUAAGCAAUGCCUUGAAAGUUUGGGGUUUAGAACUAAUCCUGUUUAACAGUCCAGAGUAUCAGAGGCUCAGGAUCGAUCCCAUAAAUGAAAGAUCAUUUAUAUGCAAUUAUAAAGAGCACUGGUUUACAGUUAGAAAAUUAGGAAAACAGUGGUUCAACUUGAAUUCUCUCUUGACGGGUCCAGAAUUAAUAUCAGACACAUACCUUGCACUUUUCUUGGCUCAGUUACAACAGGAAGGUUAUUCUAUAUUUGUUGUUAAGGGUGAUCUGCCAGACUGUGAAGCUGACCAACUCUUACAGAUGAUCAGGGUCCAACAGAUGCAUCGACCAAAACUUAUUGGAGAAGAAUUAGCACAACUCAAAGAACAGAGAGUCCAGAAAACAGAUCUUGAACACGUCUUAGAAGCAAAUGAUGGAUCAGGAAUGUUAGACGAAGAUGAGGAGGAUUUGCAGAGGGCUCUGGCACUAAGUCGCCAAGAAAUUGACUUGGAAGAUGAAGAAGCAGAUCUCCGCAGGGCCAUUCAGCUCAGCAUGCAAGGUACUUCCAGAAAUAUAUGUCAAGAUAUUCCACAGACGUCAGGUACACAUCUUACUUCAGAAGAGCUACGGGAGAGAAGAGAAGCCUACUUUGAAAAGCAGCAGGAGCAGCAGGAGCAACAGCAGCAGCAGCAGCAGCAAGAUCCACCAGGACAUCCAUGUGAAAAGCCGAACACAAGUUCAGGAGCACUUGACAGUGAUCUAGGUGAUGCUAUGAGUGAAGAAGACAUGCUUCAGGCAGCUGUGACCAUGUCUUUAGAAACUGUUAGAAGUAAUUUCAAAACAGAAGGAAAAAAAUAAUACCUUUCACAAAUCAUUUAGAUAUUCAGUCUUUCCAAUAUCGUCCUGUGUGUUUACGGCAUAGGGUCCAUUUUGGUAAUGUGUCAAAGAGAACAAUUUUCAACAGAGGAAAUAAGACUUAGGUGGUUUGCAAACAAAAAGCUGAGAGGGUGAAAAAUACAUCCGUUGUAGGACUAAAUAACGAUCCUCCAAACACUAGCCAAAGAGGCAUUCAGCAAUUAGAGAAAUUUAAAAUAGUUUUCUAAAUGUUCUUUUUUCUUUUUUGAGUGUGCAAUAUCUAACAUGUUUAAAAUUAGGGCAUUUUUCUUGGAUCUUUUUGCAGACCAACUAAUUAUAACCAGCUAUUGCCACAGAACUUUUCCCCCACAUUUUAUCUUCUUGUCCUCCCUUCUGCAGAGGGAAUUUGGCUGACUUUCAUCAUUGAAAAGUUGCUCUUAUUUCUCUUUAACCAAAUUAACCUUUUAGGACAGUGUCUCUCUCCUCUGUGUCGAUAACAGUAACAGUUCCAGAGGAUAAACUGUUUACCCUCUGACUAUGUAUUGUGCACUUGGGUGUUUUCUCAUGUUAUUUUCUCUGAUCACAGUUUCUCUGCUACGUGGUUUUCAUUACUUUCUACAACUCUUUUGAAAGAUGGUAAUGUUUCUUGAGGUUUUGCUUUUUAAGCCCUCUAAGAUGGGAUCAUUAUUUCAUGAUUCUGGUGCAUUCCUAAACUCUGAAAUCAGCUCUGCACAAGUACUUGAGAAUAAAUGAGAAUUUUGUUAAUGUCUGAGCACAUCCUUUCCCAAAUGCUUUGUGAAUGUCUUCUCACUUAUGUCAGAACUUUAUAGGUUUGCUGUAACCUUCUUUCCUGCACCUUGUUGUUUCCUUUUCUUUCCAAUUGAGAAAAAUAGGAGAAGCAUAGUGUGCAAGUUUCCUUCUGUUAUAAAACAACAUCCAAUGCCCACCAUGAAUGUAUGAUAGAUAAAAUUUGGCCUUCAAUUUUAGUAGCAGUUUCAUUUUAUUUUUCCUCUUGUGACUGGAGCUGUCCUGUUUACAAUUGAGUCAUGAAGUGCAGAUGUCUGCUUCUGCUGUACACCUUUUAGUAGGUAUAGUUUGCCAGAGAUAAUGAUCUAGAACAUGAAAAUAACUUACCAACAAAACUACAUUUAAAUUUAUACUGUGAUUUAACACAUGCAUCAUGUUUAAAUAGCUUAGAAUUACAGAAGUCACAGUACUUACUAGGUCUGUAAAUAAGAAAGUCUUUAGUUUUGAUAAACAUUCUUUAAUUGGGAUGCAGAGUUUCUUGCUGGGUCAAUGCAGUGGGAUGAUUUUGGUGAAAAUUAACCAUGUCUCUCUGAAAUGGGCCUUUUAAAUUCUGUCAUCUUAUCCUUCAUUCUCCAUCCCCUUUUGAAGCCCUUUUGAAUGAUGAAUUGUUCAUAAGCUAAAAUUUAAGAAGAAAUUUCAGCGGACAACUUAGAAAAUUAAAGUAUGAUAUGUUGCCAUAUCCUGGUGUAUGGCUACAUACAUUUUAUCAGGGAAAAAUUUUUGAUGUAGGAUUUAUUGCUAACUGAAAAGAGAUGAAAAACUGCCUUUUAUUUAUGAUUACGAAAUAGCUUUUUCUUGGAUAGAGACAGAUGUUUUUUUAGUCAUUAUUUUGUGCCAAGUAAGUUUUCAGACGUUUCCCUUACAUAAAAUUAGAUGGUUUUCUUUUAAAAUCUAAAGUUUUCUUUUGACAACUGAAGAUGUUUUAGAAGAAUUACAAAACUUUAGAACUACAAGGGAUGUUGGAGUUUGAUACUACUCCCUAAGAUUUACUAACCAAAAUAUUUUAAGACUGGAUAUUUCUGUAGUUAUCUCAAGUAUGCUAGUCAUACUUUCCAUGGAUAUUUGGCCUGUAUCUUUUACGUUAAACUUUUCAUGUAUUUGAAUUGAUGAGCUACCUAAUAUAAAAACAAGAAAGUGAAUAUACAUUUAAAAGUUUUAACCUUAAGGGUUAGGGUUAGGGUUAGUUCUUCUAUUACACACCCUUGUUAAAGCACUUAAAGAAAUGUGGCAUGUUGACCUUCGUUUGUUAGGGAUUUUUUUAAAGCAGGGCCGAGCACACACUGGAUAUAUUUGAAUGUGUUUAUUUAGUUGUGAAAUUGUUAUAUUUGGCAGGCAGAUUCAGAAUCACUAGUGAACUGCCAUCUUGUGUGGAUUGGCAUAUAUUUAACUGAACAUUUAGAUUCCAUUUCUUAAUCAGCUGGCCAGUAUGAAAAGAUGCCAGUGCUCAUAACCACAGUAAGAAAAUUUUAAAGUUACACAAAGCUAUAGUUCACACAUCAGGAAGUGCUGUUUACUUUAAACCACCUGCAAGUCAGGAACAAUGCAAUUCACGAUAACUGUCCUAAGAACUUUAUUUAUAUAAAGAUUUCCAUUCUGUUUUACCAAUUGGGAACACCUUAAUGUUUAAUAUUUAAACUACUGGUAUCAUUUUUCUAAUGUAUAAUUUGUAUUACCGGGAUAAAAUACGUACCAUGACAAUGUUAAGUAUUAUAAGUAAAGUUUAAACAAGCGUUGGAAAUAACACUUUCAUACUUAUAGAUGUCAUGGAUUUAAUAAGUAGUUAUUUAUGUUUUAAAAAUUCAGAGAAGUUAACAUCUGAUCUAAACCAUCAGUGUACAUUUUUAUAGUAAUUAACACACGAAUAUUUCAGUAAUGUAAAUUGUUUGAGGGGGCUUCCCUGGUGGCGUAGUGGUUGAGAGUCCGCCUGCCGAUGCAGGGGACACGGGUUCGUGCCCCGGUCCGGGAAGAUCCCACAUGCCGCGGAGCGGCUGGGCCCGUGAGCCGUGGCCGCUGAGCCUGCGCAUCCGGAGCCUGUGCUCCGCAAUGGGAAAGGCCGCAACAGUGAGAGGCCUGCGUACCGCAAAAAAAAAAAAAAAAAAAAA
Mesoplodon densirostris (Blainville's beaked whale) is the source of this 4022-nucleotide messenger RNA. It is a transcript of the gene ATXN3, whose product is annotated as ataxin 3. The transcript is spliced from 11 exons. Bases 43 to 1116 code for a protein of 357 amino acids. NCBI's taxonomy places the organism in Eukaryota, Metazoa, Chordata, Mammalia, Artiodactyla, Ziphiidae. The record is from RefSeq and is a predicted model, not a curated record. Gene Ontology annotation, molecular function: cysteine-type deubiquitinase activity. Gene Ontology annotation, cellular component: nucleus. Gene Ontology annotation, biological process: protein deubiquitination.